This is a messenger RNA of Psylliodes chrysocephalus, 1481 nucleotides long. The record is from the annotation of a GenBank genome assembly. NCBI's taxonomy places the organism in Eukaryota, Metazoa, Arthropoda, Insecta, Coleoptera, Chrysomelidae.
GCUGUCCGCAAAAGACUAAACUUAUUUCCCAUCUCGUAUCUGCUAACCCCUCGCAGAGGCUAAAAACACAGCGUGGAGGGGCUUCGAAUCCGUCCCCCUCUUACGAACUCUCGCUCGACCGCUCAUCAGCGUUUAGCCAGUUCAGUAAAUAUCAGCGUAGCGACAACGUAACCGUACGUUUACUUCAUACCUACAUAAAAAAACAAUACAUGGUAGCAGUGGUAAAAUAGUGAGUGGAGUGUAGUGAAUAAAGAACAACCAUGUUUGACGUGUUUGGAUCAGUGAAAGGUCUGCUAAAAAUCGACCAAGUAUGCAUAGACAACAAUAUUUUUCGGCUGCAUUACAAAGCUACCGUGGUAAUACUGGUAGCUUUUUCUCUUCUAGUAACUAGCAGACAGUAUGUCGGAGAUCCCAUAGACUGUAUAGUUGAUGAAAUUCCUUUAAAUGUUAUGGACACUUAUUGUUGGAUUUAUUCUACGUUUACGGUACCCGAUAGACUGACAGGACACAUAGGUAAGGAUAUAGUGCAGCCAGGGGUCGCCAGUCACGUUGAUGGGCGCGAUGAAGUUAAGUAUCACAAAUACUACCAGUGGGUUUGCUUUGCGCUGUUCUUCCAAGCCAUGUUGUUUUACAUACCCAGGUAUUUAUGGAAAACCUGGGAAGGAAGCCGUAUUAAAAUGCUGGUUUUAGACUUGAACUGCCCUAUCGUUUCGGAGGAUUGCAAAAAGGAUCGCAAACAACUUUUAGUCGAUUACUUUACUUCCAAUCUUCACAUGCAGAAUUUCUACGCGUUUAGAUUCUUUAUAUGCGAAGUAUUGAACUUCGUCAAUGUAGUAGGACAGAUUUUCUUCAUGGACUUCUUCCUGGACGGAGAAUUCAGCACGUACGGUAGUGACGUUCUCAAAUUUACCGAAAUGGAGCCCGAACAAAGAGAGGAUCCGAUGGCUAGAGUGUUUCCCAAGGUAACUAAAUGUACCUUCAACAAAUACGGUCCAUCGGGAUCUGUGCAGAGAUUCGACGGGCUUUGCGUUCUCCCGCUCAACAUUGUCAACGAAAAAAUCUACGUAUUCCUGUGGUUCUGGUUCAUCCUUUUAUCGGUUCUAUCAGGAAUUUCGCUUAUCUACAGAUGCGUCGUUAUCGUGGCACCCAAAAUCAGGCUCUAUCUGCUCAGAACCAAAUGCAGGAUCGCUCCAUCGGAUCAAAUCGAAACCAUCUGUAACAAGUGCGAAAUCGGAGACUGGUUCGUUUUGUACCAGCUAGGUAAAAAUAUUGACCCCCUCAUUUUUAAAGAAGUGAUAUCGGAUCUCGCCAAAAAGUUAGAAGGCAAAGAGACAGUUUAAGAUGUUUAAAAUCCUCUAUGCGGUUUUCGAAUCUCAAAAACGAUUUGUUACAGAAAGGGUAUUUUGUCUGAUACUUCGUCUAGACCGAUUUUGCAAUUAUUAGUCUAACGAUGUAAUGAUUACAACCAAAUCAAAUUUGUG